Ceratina calcarata is the source of this 3894-nucleotide messenger RNA. RefSeq names its product angiotensin-converting enzyme. Bases 554 to 2743 code for a protein of 729 amino acids. Gene Ontology annotation, cellular component: plasma membrane. The transcript has 13 exons. The record is from RefSeq and is a predicted model, not a curated record. NCBI's taxonomy places the organism in Eukaryota, Metazoa, Arthropoda, Insecta, Hymenoptera, Apidae. Gene Ontology annotation, molecular function: metallopeptidase activity; peptidyl-dipeptidase activity. Gene Ontology annotation, biological process: proteolysis.
CGCAUCGUUCCUUGUGCAGGGCUCUGUGUUAACGACGCAAGAGGAAGAAGGUUACGAAAUCGUGGCAAGGUGUACAGUCUGUGUGAAACUGCAUUCCCGAUGACCAUGUGUCACGUCACACACGCCACAGUGACUGAGUAACGCAUUUGCUGCCGAAGCGAAUGGCAUGGUCAUGAUAUGAUGUGAAGGAAUUUGGAUCGUGCGAACUUUGUGCAAACAGUCAUACACUGUACGCGCGCGUAAUCUAUCAGUUGCGGUGUGAUAAGCUGUGAAUAGUCGUCCCGACGAGCCGUGCACAUCCGUUGAAACGAAUUUCGUUCCUCUUAUUCUCGCAGGACAAACUUUGACCCCACCGAUUUUUCGUUAAGCAGAAAAGUUACGAGGAAGGACGAGAACUCUUCUGUGUCUGUGCGCAUCAUCACCUUUGUUCAUCUCCUCUUCUCCUACUCAUCCCAUCGCCUAGUCUCUGUUUCUCGCGCGCCAGCAUCGAACUACUUGGCUCGGAACAAAAUCGAAAACGUCGAGCGAAGCUCGGCCAGCGGAGCUGAAAGGGAUGCAAUCAAAGUGGGCUUGUAUACUACUUAAUCUAGUCGUUUACGCCAUCGCUUCACUGGAAGAUGAGAACACUAGGGCCUUCAUACAGUUAACCGAAUUGGAUUACGAAGACACUUGCUCAGCCUCAGCCGAAGCUGAAUGGGAAUUCAUUAAUUCACCAACGCACAAAACCUUGCUGUCAUGGGAAGACAAAUUGUUAUCUUACGCCCGAUUUAAGAACUUGCAACGGGAAGAGAUACGAAAUAAUUCGAAAGACGCUAUCGCUGACCCACCUUUGAAAUAUAAAUACGAUGUUGCUGAAAAGAUAGGCGAUGCUCUACUAGAUGAUGAACACCUCAAAACACUUGUUCACUUCGCUGGGGAAACCGAGCUGCUGAGGCUGAGUAAGGUUCACAAGGAACCUUUAUACAACCACACUAAGAAAGAUGUGGAACAGAUACUGUCUAGUAGUAACGAUGCCAAGAACAAGAGCUCCGUUUGGAAUUUAUGGCACGAAGAGCUAACUCCAGCUUCGUUGGUUAAAAACUUCUCCAUGGUUCUUCCACUUGUCGACACAGCAGCCAAAGCAAAUGAUGCCGAAAGCAUCGAAGAAUAUUGGGAGCUCUUGAGCGGAUAUACCAACGGUUAUGAUCUAAUUAAGAGUGAAUGGAGUAGAAUAGAGGGUCUUCAUAAGAAAAUAUUAAAAUUCGCCAUUACAACUUUAUCUCAGAAAUAUAAAAUUAACAUGAACGGCACGAUACCAGCUCAUUUACUUGGUUCAUUACAAGGAAGCGACUGGACGCCUAUAUCGAUCGAUGUAACACCUCACCCAGACGUCAUGUACAAUAUAAAAAAGAACCUCUGGAAGCAGAAACUUCUUGGGAAAUCUAUGUACAAAACCGCUUCCGCUAUGAGUUCGCAAAUAUUAAGUCAAGUACCGCAGGCCAAUUUCUGGAAAGAAAGUAAUUUCAAUGGACAAUGUCCAUCAAGAUUGAUUAAUUUCUGCAGAGAUGUUGAUCUGAGAGUGUCCACGUGCUUCGAGCCUAGCAUAAAUAAUUUCCUCGCCGCUCACAAGGACGUAGGGAAAAUCGUAUUUAAUCAAUUAUCUGCCGAGGAUACUCCAGUCCUGAAUACAGCGAACCGUUAUUCGCCUCUAGAGGAAGCCGUGUCGGAGCUGUUUGGUAUUUUAGCGGCGAGUCCUGCCUGGUUAAAUUACACACGCGCUAUAGAUGAUUCUACCGACAACGAACAACGUUUAAUCGCCUCUCUAAUGAUAACAGCACUGAACACGUUACCGAGGAUCGCUUACUAUAUGUCCGCGGACCUGUGGAGGAUCAAUGCCAUCCAGAAAGGAAUUACAAAUUCUGACGAUUUAGUGUCAUCGUGGUGGGAAUAUAGAGCAGAAUACGAAGGCCUUGAUUCGAAAGGGACCAAACUUCCGACGUUUCUUAAUGACGAAUACAUCACCAGCAAUAAACCAUAUCUCCCAAAAAUGGCUGGAACGAUAUUAGCAUUUCAAUUAUACGAAUACCUGAUGAGUUCCACGGAAGUUAGAUACGAUUUGAUCACUGUAAGACCGAUAAAUGUUAAUUUCUUAAAAAUGAUUCAACAAGGAAGUGCCUACGAUUGGAUGAAAGUGACCGAGGAAUAUUUAGAGAUAGAUGAAGUUUCCUCAAGCUCACUGAUCUCGUUCUUUUCACCGUUGGAGGACUUUAUCGACGAGCUGGAUGAGGAUUUCGAGUACAAACCGGUUACUGCCAAAGAGUCGGAAUUAGAGGAACUGGCGAAAAGAAUAAUCGCCGAAGUGAAUGCUCCACCGACGACCACUACUACGACUACUACUACAACAACACCUAGACCUCUGGUCACGAGAACGAAGGCUAACAAACAAAACGAUGGGAGGAGCGAUAUCAACGUUAUAGCUAAUCGGAACAAAAAUUUAACAUCGAAAUCUCCUGCAGCAGAGAGUAAGAUGAGAUCUCCGGAGAAUCGUAAUGUGUUAGAAUCAACGACCUCGGAACCUGAAGCUGAUCCUGUCGAUAAACCACUAAUGAAUGAUAAUUCGGGUGAUGAGAAACCAAAGAUUAAUACUAGUAAAGCGGUGUGGGCCGUGGGCGCGGUGUUGUUAGCAACGAUAGUUAUUUGUAUAAUCGCGAUCUUUGGAAGGCAAAGAUGUCGCAAGACACCAAAAAAUAGACGGUACGUUUAACGGUAUCUUUGAUCAUUAAAAAGAGAAGCAAUUUAUACCAUAUUUAUUCUUGCAUUUAGCUAGUAAUUUUUGCCCGAGUAAGUUAUCGAUACGUUUCACGUAGGGAAACAUUCGCCGAUUCGCGAUAACUAACAUUCUACAUUCCUUGUUGCUCAUUGUGAAAAUAAAAUAGAGGCUAUGCUCGCAGAUACGAUUUUUUGAGCACGUCAGGGAGAAUGUAUUUUAACAAACGAAUUAGCAAUCGAUGAGGAGUAUGAACACGCAGAUAUAUUCGAACCACCGAAUCAGAAUCAUGAAUUACACGAAUUUAUUCAUCUAAUAUUGUUAUUACGCGGAUAUAUUCGAUUCUCCAAAUCGGAAUCAUGAAUUGCAGAAAUUUAUUCAUUUAAUAUUGUUUCUUAGAGCGCAGAAAGCGGUAGUUUUAAAAAUAGUACAACAGUUCCUCUGCAAGUAUGCUAAACUGUAAAAGUGAUGAAGAGAAAUUCAUAAAAAGAUUGUCUGUCCCAAUGAUUUUGUAUAUGUAUGUACUUCAGUAAUAUUUUUACCAAUUCAUGUACUACAAAGAGCAAAACUGAUCCGGUACUCUUUAAAACUGUUCUUUAAUAAUCGAAACAAAUGAUCCAAGCUUUUUUUAGAUACACUAAUUUAAUCUAAAUGAUCAAAUUUUCAUUACAAGCCUAAAUAAGAAAGUUAAAAAAACGACCUUCACAUGUUUCCUCGCCAUUUCUACCAAUCUAACUGCUACAAAAUACUUGGGUCACCGAUAGUUCGAAUAUUAAAGACUUAUUCAGUUUUAAAGGGUUUGGUUCACUUUUGCUCUUUACUGUAUGACUCACGCUUAACUACAAUAGAGAAAAUGAGUGAGUGAGUGAAUGAGUGAGUGAGUGAGAGGGUGUGUUCUGUACUCUGUACAUAAUCGCUUAUGAUAAAAACAUCACACGUAUAAGAAACACAUUGUUUAUCACGUCCGUAAACCAAUUGAGGUCUAACAUAUUUUUUGAACUAUGUAUGUAUAAUACUUAUGUACGUGUAAAUUUCUACCACGCACUGUAUUGAAAAUAUAUAUUUUUUAUAAGAGUAUUUAUAUUGAACAUUGCAAAAUGAAGCAAUAAAAGUACUGUCCUGGUACAUAGCGAAGGACUUUCAAUAUA